AUGCCCAGGAAGAAGGUCGGCGCCGGGCUCGGAGCCGGGGCCAACGUGGCGGCGGCCUGGGAGCAGCAGAGCUCGGGCAACUGGACGACGGCGGCUGGUGCGGCUGGGGCCCGGGGCGGCCCCCCGAGGAAGGCGUGGGGCGGCGCGGCCGCGGGCAGGAAGCGGGAGCGGCCCGAGUGGGGCAGCUCCAGCGGCGGCGGCAGCAGCGGCGACGAGGACGGUCUGGCUGAGCUGGACGGCGGCAGCCUCGGCCCCGGGGCCAAGCGGGCGGCCAAGCCGGCGCCGCUGGGCAAGGCGGGGGCGGGACAGGCCGUCAUCAUUGCGGAGCCAGAGCACACCAAGGAGCGGAUAAUACUUGAAGGCUCUAAGUGCAGAGGGCAGCUUUUGAUUUUGGGGGCCACCAGCUGGGACCUCAUUGGUCGGAAGGAAGUGCCUAAACAGCAAGCUGCUUACCGCAACCUGGGGCAGAACUUGUGGGGGCCUCACAGGUACGGCUGUCUCUCCAGGGUUCAGGUGCCGACGGUGGUCUCUGGGCCCUGUGCUGCUCAUAGUCUGCUCAUCACCACGGAACGGAAGCUGUGGAGCUGGGGUCGAAAUGAGAAGGGGCAGCUUGGACAUGGUGAUACCAAGAGAGUGGAGGCCCCCAAACUCAUCAAAGUCCUCAGCAAGGAAGUAAUUGUGUCCGCCGCAUGUGGGAGGAACCACACUCUGGCUUUGACAGAAACUGGCUCUGUGUUUGCAUUUGGAGAGCACAAGAUGGGGCAGCUUGGCCUUGGCAACCAGACCGAUGCAAUCCCCAGCCCUGCACAGAUAAUGUACAAUGGCCAGCCAAUUACCAAAAUGGCUUGUGGGGCUGAAUUCAGCAUGAUAAUGGACUGCAAAGGAAACCUCUACUCCUUUGGGUGCCCUGAAUAUGGUCAGCUGGGACACAAAUCUGACGGGAAAUUCAUUGCCCGGGCUCAGAGGAUAGAAUAUGACUGUGAGCUGGUCCCACGCCGAGUAGCCAUCUUCAUUGAAAAGACAAAAGAUGGACAGAUUUUGCCAGUCCCCAACGUGGUGGUCCGAGAUGUUGCCUGUGGCACCAAUCACACGCUGGUUCUAGACUCUCAGAAACGUGUAUUUUCUUGGGGGUUUGGAGGAUAUGGCCGACUGGGCCACGCAGAGCACAAGGAUGAGAUGGUCCCUCGCCUGGUGAAGCUCUUUGAUUUCCCGGGCCGUGGAGCAGCGCAAAUCUAUGCGUUCGCCGUCAGUGAAGUUGGUGGCCUGUUUUUCUGGGGUGCUACCAACACUUCUCGGGAUUCCACCAUGUAUCCCAAAGCUGUUCAAGACCUCCGUGGCUGGAAAAUUAGAAGCUUAGCUUGUGGGAAAAGCAGUAUUAUUGUGGCUGCGGAUGAGAGCACCAUCAGCUGGGGCCCAUCUCCAACCUUCGGUGAAUUGGGCUACGGCGAUCACAAGCCCAAGUCUUCCACCGCAGCCCAAGAAGUGAAAACCUUGGAUGGCAUUUACACAGAGCAGGUUGCCAUGGGCUACUCACAGUCCUUGGUGAUCCCAAGGGACGAGAGCGAGACUGAAAAAGAAAAGCUAAAAAAACUCCCUGAGUAUAAUCCUGGCACCCUCUCCUGA
Trichosurus vulpecula (common brushtail) is the source of this 1623-nucleotide messenger RNA. RefSeq names its product protein RCC2-like. The record is from RefSeq and is a predicted model, not a curated record. NCBI's taxonomy places the organism in Eukaryota, Metazoa, Chordata, Mammalia, Diprotodontia, Phalangeridae.